Messenger RNA from Loxodonta africana (African savanna elephant), 4223 nucleotides. RefSeq names its product secretory carrier membrane protein 5 (gene SCAMP5). The transcript has 7 exons. The record is from RefSeq and is a predicted model, not a curated record. Gene Ontology annotation, biological process: protein transport. Lineage: Eukaryota; Metazoa; Chordata; Mammalia; Proboscidea; Elephantidae. The coding region runs from base 1 to 765 and encodes 254 amino acids. Gene Ontology annotation, cellular component: recycling endosome membrane; trans-Golgi network membrane.
AUGGGGCUGGUCAGGACAAAGAAGUGUGGGCAGGCUGCUGGGCUGGCUGGUGCCAUCAUGGAGGGGAAAGUGAACAACUUCCCUCCGUUGCCCAAAUUCAUCCCACUGAAGCCGUGUUUCUACCAAGACUUUGAGGCAGACAUCCCUCCCCAGCAUCUCAGCAUGACCAAGCGCCUCUACUACCUCUGGAUGUUGAACAGCGUCACGCUGGCCGUGAACCUGGUGGGCUGUCUCGCGUGGCUGAUCGGAGGCGGGGGAGCCACCAACUUUGGCCUCGCCUUUCUCUGGCUCAUCCUCUUCACACCCUGCUCCUACGUCUGCUGGUUUCGGCCCAUUUACAAGGCCUUCAAGACUGACAGUUCCUUCAGCUUCAUGGCAUUCUUCUUCACCUUUAUGGCCCAGCUGGUCAUCAGCAUCAUCCAGGCUGUGGGCAUCCCAGGCUGGGGUGUCUGCGGCUGGAUUGCCACCAUCUCCUUCUUCGGAACAAACGUUGGUUCAGCAGUGGUGAUGCUCAUUCCCACCAUCAUGUUCACAGUCAUGGCCGUCUUUUCCUUCAUUGCCCUCAGCAUGGUUCAUAAAUUCUACCGGGGGAGCGGGGGCAGUUUCAGCAAAGCCCAGGAAGAGUGGACCACAGGGGCAUGGAAGAACCCGCACGUCCAGCAGGCAGCCCAGAAUGCAGCCAUGGGGGCGGCCCAGGGUGCCAUGAAUCAACCGCAGACCCAGUAUUCUGCCACCCCCAACUACACAUACUCGAAUGAGAUGUGAGCCAGCCAAGCCUACUGGGAGGCAGGGCUGGGGGCCAGUAGGACAGGGGACUCAAGCCACAUCAUUGUGGUGUCCAAGCAGGGUUCCCCCUUCCCUUUUCUCCUUCUCCACCACUUUGUACAAAGAAUCAGAAUUAUAUAUAUACAUAUAUACAUGUAUGUAUAUAUGUAUGUAUAUGAAUAUAUAUGCCUGUCCCUUUCUCCCUACUUCGGAUUCUGCUCUCACAUGAUGAGAGUUGUGGACUGCACGUGGAGCUGUCCAUGCAGUGGUAGCUGUGUAUGUACUCCCUUGUGAAAUCAUGUGCAGUGGAGGUCUCUGUUGUUGUGGUGCUAGAUGUGUGUUUAGAACUAAACCAGCCCCCCGCCCUCUACCAGGCUGCCCCCUUUGACCCUGACCCAAGGACUGUGUGGGGUAGGAGAAGGCAUGGCAGAGAGCCAGAGCCCAUUCCCAGGGUUAUGAGCUGAAACUAUUUCCACUUUGGGUCUUACUGGAAAGCAACAGUAUUUAGCAUUCAUGGUGGUGGUAGGUGGGAGGGUGGGGAAAGGCAGGGGAUCUUCCCAUGUUCCCUCUGAUCCAUCUGGGUUGGGUCUCUUCCCACUUCAACCUCCUCCCCUUCUCUCUUCCGUGCUGUCCAAUUCCCUGUGGUAUCUCCCCUUGCCCAGGGUCUGUCUUUUCCCCACAUAGCUUUUCUUUUUCUUCUCCAAGGCUGAGUGUCUCAGUUGUAUCUGCUUCUGAGAUUGAGCCCAUUCCCAGAUCAAGGAAGCUGAUGGGAGCUGAACCUUAGCUCUGGUGUGGCAGGGGCACACAGCUAGAGAUGAGAGCCCACCUGGCACCUGACUCCCAGGGAAUGGAAAUGUAGGCUCAGUCUCCUUAACUCUGAGAGCUUGGCCUGCACAGGCGGGCUCUUCUUUUUCCUCCCCUGUCUUAUUCUUCUUCUCUUCCUAGAGCCCCCUUGGGCCCCUCCUCACAUGUGCUCCUCUCCUUCUUCCCCAUCGCCCCAGCUGGUGUGGCCAGAUCGCUCUAUCCUACCCCGCCAUGUGCCAGGUAGCAUUGCCAUCCAUGAGAACAGAUUCCACUGCCUUCCCUGAAGGUUGGGUCACAUCCAGGCAGUUGUUAGGCAUAAAGAUGCGGCUGAAGCAGAGGGCAUGUAAAUAAUUAUUGGUCCCUGUGGCUGGCCCAAGCCCACUGGUCAGGUUCUAGGUAUCUGAGUGACCACUGGAUUCCUGGGAGCAGCAGUGGUCUGCUUGGGUCUGUUAGAAGGAACAGGGCUCAGAGGGUUAGGCUUCAAGAGAAGGUCAGAGGAGAAGGCAGGCAGGGCCCAGUGAGCGGGAGCGUGCCUCUCUCACCCCAGCUUGCUCUUGGUUGCAAGACAGUUUUGGACACUUGAACUCAGGGCCCAGGAGGAAGCACAGGCCCAAUCCUAGCUGUAAGCACAAUGGCCUGAAUGGGAUUUCAGGGUAGGUGGGGGUGAGGGAGAGGCUAUGUUUGUUUGUUUUUUAAAUCAAGAUAACUCGCUCCCCUCUGCCUCCUGAACUUGGUUCUUGGCUCUUCCUCACCCUGUCAGAAUCCGCUUCCCCUUCCAGGAGAGCCAUUCAGGCCCAUGGGGCUGUUCUGUUCCAAACAGUGCGAGAACAUUGUUGGUGGAGGCCCCGGCUUUGUCUGAGACCUGGAGGAGAGUGGGUUCUCAUGCAAGGAGCAGUUGACCAUUUCCCACUGCCCCCUUCUAACAGAAGCCCACCUGGGAUGUUUGGUCUGAAAAACCAAACCCCACUUGGCUACUCUGGGCUGACUCCGGCUUAGAACCCAAUACCUGGGCUUCCCGGUGCCACUCUGACCUUUGAGCUUCCGGUAUUUCAGGUCUCUGUAAGGGGAGCCAGGGUCCCUGGAAAGUUCUCUUCCUAGUGGUCCCUUGGGCUUGGGCCAUAAAGUGUGUGAUUGGUUCUUUCCACUUCCACUUUCUCUCUGGAAAGGAGCUGUCACAGCUCCUGGUACCUGAAAAGGGGCCCUAGGUCCAGGUCCUUUCUUCCUUUCCCUUUCCCCCACUCCAAACCUCUGACUCCCUUUUCCCUAAGUCUCUCUGGUGGACCCAGGAAGCCUGCGAUCCAGCUGCCUGCCUGAUAUCCAUGACCUGUUUGGUGGUACCUCCAGUUGAUUUCCUGUCCUACCUGCCUUUCCUCUUGCCUUGGCUCAGACCCGUAUGGCCAUGGCCUGGCUCUGCCCUUGAGAAGGCCUAUUACCUGUGUGUGGCCCAGCUUACCCAGGCCCUGGGUGCUGCAUCUCCAGGCAACUAUGCACUUUCCUGGGGAGGGGACUAGUAUGAGAAAUGAGGGCUGGGCACAGAUUCACAACUGCUGGAUGGCCUGGCUUAGGGGGUGGGGUUGGGUGGGGAAGGGCCCAGGUCAUUCUGAGGAUCCUGAAGUCUGUGGCCAGCCAGUGACCUGCUUUCGCAUUCUCCUGAUGUCCACUGCCCCCCUUGUUUCUGGGAGACAGACUACUCCCUAGCUGGCAGCUGACCUGCCUGAGCCAGUGUGUCUGUCUGUGGUAACUGAGUGAACCUUAAUAAAGGGGAACAUUUGACCCUGUGUGUCUUGCUGUGUCAUGUGUUUUCACCUGAGUCUGCAUAGUAGCUGUGUGGAGCCUCACUAUUGGGUGUGGGACAUGGAUGUAUGGUGGGUCGGAUGAGUCUCUGGCCUGUCAUUCCCUGGGGCCAAAAUCCAUACUCCCUUGUGUGGUUCUUUCUCCAGGGGGGCUUUGAGUAGGCCUCGAAAUUGCCACAAAGUCCCUCCUGCUGGUUUGGAGGAAGUUCUGUGUUCCCCAAGAGCCCUGAGGAGGAAGUAGAAGGAAUAGGCUGGAUUAGUGGGUUGGGGUACCGUGGUUCAGAUGGUUCACUGUGGGCAAGGGCAGGGGUAGAGCACACGGCCCCACCUCAGCUCUUACCCUGGGAGACAGGUGGCUGGUUGAGCAGCCUCAGUAAACACAAGGGACCCUGGGAGCCUGUGAAUGCUGGAGAAUGAAGAAGGCAGGGGGAAGUGUUCCCAACAUGCUUUCUCCUGUGUGUUCCCUUUGCCAGCGUUGUGCCCUCCACUUGGAAUGCUGCCCUGGCCCCCUUUCUAUGUACUGGCCAUCCUUCAAGAUUCACCUCAAGUGACUCCUCCUUUGAGAGGGCUUUUCUACCCUGAGUUGUUGCGUCUACAAGUUCCCUGCCUUCCCCACUCAGGGCUUUAACUGUAAUUUUCUGUAUCUUUGUUUGGAUAGCUGGGACACGCCUGAUUUAUAUCUGUGUCCCGUGCACCUAGAGCACGGAAGAGGCUUGGUAAAUAUUCAGUGUUAAAUGACCCAGUGAUGAGCAGUGUGUAUGUGUGGGAGGGGUUCAGGUGGUUGGGAAGGCCAGACAAUUAGGCCAGGCUCUGGUGGGAGCAUCAGAAAUGCCAAAACACAGGGAGACAAGUUUCACCUCA